GGCAGAAAUUAAACGCCACGUACAAGGUCAUUGAUGGAGUGAGACGCUCAAAGGUCAUUUUCGUCCAUGUUAGUCGGCCAUGUUGGAUUGCAGUUCUGUAGCUGUUCGUUUACACAUCGAUUUUUCUGUUUAUCCAGCACUUAUUCACCACGUAUCUUGAUGCACAUUGUUUACAAAUGUUGCGUUUCACUUCAUUAUUGUUUCCGUUUCUGUUAAAAUUAGUUAUUUCGUUUGUUUCGAAAGUUUUUACCAGCAGGUCAGUGCAUUCAUUUCAUUGUAAUUGUUUCAUACGUUGCAUUCAUGCAUGGUUUCAGUGUUUUAAUUGUUUUUCAGCUAUUAAUGAAUUAGUACUGUGUAGAAAUCUUGGAGAUUAUGCACGUGAACAUGUUUGGGAAGCAGAAGCCAUUGUUUCCAGUUCAUUUUUGGUUGCCGUUAUUGCUGCUGGCUCAGUUGGUUACUUAGUAUGUUGGAAUCUAGAAAAAAAUGUCUCUCACGUUCAUGUUUACAGCAUGCAAUAAUCUACGAAUGAAUCCGCUGAAGAGAGCACCAUCAGGGUUAAUAUUAGCAAAGUUUUCGAAGAACUAAUUAAACCCAGAGAAUUUAGAACCUGGUUUGAAGUUUAAAAAGCUUUGGAGCUUUUCGACAAGGAGUCUGUUGUCAGCUAAAAAAUCAGGUAUAUUGUGAGAGAAUCAAAAUCAAGCAAGGAUGAGCCAAAUGUGAAGCAUGAAUGUGUGGUGUUUGUAUGUACUUUUGGAAGCAAAAAUAGGAAGCAAUAGGAA
Molecule: messenger RNA, 779 nt
Organism: Trichobilharzia szidati
Lineage: Eukaryota; Metazoa; Platyhelminthes; Trematoda; Strigeidida; Schistosomatidae
Source: the annotation of a GenBank genome assembly